Molecule: messenger RNA, 399 nt
Organism: Gryllus bimaculatus (two-spotted cricket)
Lineage: Eukaryota; Metazoa; Arthropoda; Insecta; Orthoptera; Gryllidae
Source: the annotation of a GenBank genome assembly
AUGUAUGGAGCGUUGCGCUGUGGCUCGGGUGGGCGGACGCCCGGCAAGGCGCCGGGCCGCCCGCCGCGUCGCCCUUCACGCUGCCCUGCUCCGACUUGUGGCCGGCAGACUCCCCCGCCUGCGCAGGCGGCCCACGCUCUCCUGUGGCCGCUCCCCUCGAGGUUGGACCACCGUCUUCCUCUGCCCCCGCCCUCUCGCCUGCGGCUGAGAGCAGGCGACGCGGGAAUCAACCGCUCGCUCCAGCAGAAGAUUCAUCUGCUAGUACGUCCUCGACAACUAGCUCCUUAUGCAAUGUUUCUGGGAGUACCCCUGCUAGUGCGUCAUCCAUGCAGCCAAUCUGCUCUUCAGGCAGCCAAUCCUCAGGCAGUACACCAGCUCAGCUCUCAACCUCGGGCGUAG